Populus trichocarpa (black cottonwood) is the source of this 993-nucleotide messenger RNA. Its product is annotated as germin-like protein subfamily 3 member 2. Gene Ontology annotation, molecular function: manganese ion binding. The transcript is spliced from 2 exons. The record is from RefSeq and is a predicted model, not a curated record. Bases 94 to 711 code for a protein of 205 amino acids. NCBI's taxonomy places the organism in Eukaryota, Viridiplantae, Streptophyta, Magnoliopsida, Malpighiales, Salicaceae. Gene Ontology annotation, cellular component: cell wall.
CCGCCAGAGCUAUACUAGUAUUUAAGGAGCAUUCGACAGAUCAAAGUCUACUUUUGCUUCUAAUCCAAGAAAAAGAUAACAGGACUACAAACGAUGGCCUUAAUGGUGAGAAUCUUGUUUGUCAUUCUCUUCAUUGGCUUUGUGGCUUCUGACCCUAACCCGGUCCAAGACUACUGCAUAGCCGUUACAGAUUCUGAAACCUACAUCCCAUGCAAGAAUCCAUCACUUGUCACCGUAGAAGAUUUCAUAUUUUCCGGUUUAAAUUCUACAGGAAAUUUCAGCGAAACAGGGCAAGCAGUACUUUCUGUCAAUGUAAACAACUUUCCAGGACUAAGAACACAGGGUGUUUCACUUGCUCGUGCUGAUUUUGAAGUUGGUGGUUUCGCUUUGCCUCAUGCGCAUCCAAGAGCAACAGAGGCUGUAUGUGUGCUGGAGGGGACAUUUUAUUCAGGGUUUAUUGAUUCACAGCAAAAAGUUUUUGCUAAGGUGAUUGAACAGGGUGACGUGAUUGUAAUUCCAAGGGGCCUAGUGCACUUCCAUAAGAAUAUUGGAGAAAUACAAGGAACACUCCUGGGCAUCUAUAACAGCGAAAAUCCUGGAAAGUCGAUGUUUCCAACUGCGGCAUUUGGAUGUGAAGUGAAGGAAGAACUUUUCGAGAAGGUGAGGGGAAAGUUACAUUUGUGUGGAAAGGCUGAAGCUGGCUUUAAUUAGCUGAUCAAAGCAAUAAGUUUCUGCCAAUCAACCUGCCGACGAUCGAUCGAGACCAUGUGAUCGUGGUAAUUUAAACAUUAAAUAAAGGGAUUGUAGCAGACUCUAUUGCUAUAUUUGAAUGCAAGUAUUUGCAAGUCCAAAGUUUUAAGCUGUAUUAGAAGAAUCAAGUUUAGUAGCUUGGUUUCUGUUCCAAGUUGUUGUUUCUGGUGGAUCGCGCCGAAGCAGCCUUGUAAUAAUGCAAUUGAUGAAUGCUUUAAUGGAUCAUCUGUAUUGCAAAAUUUA